Messenger RNA from Centruroides sculpturatus (bark scorpion), 2221 nucleotides. Its product is annotated as tubulin polyglutamylase TTLL4-like. The record is from RefSeq and is a predicted model, not a curated record. The coding region runs from base 114 to 1787 and encodes 557 amino acids. NCBI's taxonomy places the organism in Eukaryota, Metazoa, Arthropoda, Arachnida, Scorpiones, Buthidae. Gene Ontology annotation, molecular function: tubulin binding; tubulin-glutamic acid ligase activity. Gene Ontology annotation, biological process: protein polyglutamylation; microtubule cytoskeleton organization. The transcript has 2 exons. Gene Ontology annotation, cellular component: cilium.
CAGGCUUCUUUAUUUCCAGGUAUCUCCAUUUGAUGUAGGCUAAUGAUAACAACAUUUUAAAAAUCAUAUACGGAAGUAUUAAAAUUAAUAAUAUAUUACUAUAAAAAUUAAACAUGGAGUAUGUGUUGGAGGAUGAUAAUGACAUAUUAAACCAGCAAAUUUUAUCCAUGUGUGUGAGCGGAGAAUCCGAAAAUGGUUAUUCAACGGAUUCAGUUAUAACUGAAAAACUUCUCGAAAUUGAUCUUAUUAAAGAAGUGAAUGCAUUGAGUCCAUUAAGAGCAAGUUUAUUUCCAAAUAUACCUCCAACAAUUAAUUUUUCAUGUUUCACGGAGAGAAUAAAAGUAGAAAUUUUAUCAGAUGAGAUCCAAAAAUUACUCAAUUGGAAAAUGUCUACAAUUUCUCCAAGAUUAGUUUUACAAAUAGUAAAUAGAUCUGGUUUUAAUAUUACUGGUCAUAUGUCAAACUGGACUUCGACUUGGGGGAAAUACAUGAAAUGCAAUGAAUUUAAAACAUUAAAGGAAUAUCAAAAAGUUAACCAUUUUCCCGGAAGUUUUUAUAUUGGUAGAAAAGAUCGUUUAUGGUCAAAUAUCAUGAAGAUGAAUCAGAAAUUUCGAGAUGAACAAUUUUGUUUUAUGCCAGAAACAUUUAUAUUGCCUCAAGACAUGAAAAAUCUUGUUGACAUAUGGAGAGAAGAAGAAAUCAAUUGGAUUGUCAAACCACCCGCUUCUGCCAGAGGUGCUGGAGUAACCGUCAUAAACAGAUGGGAAGAUAUACCCAAAAAUAUACCUGUAAUAGUACAAAGAUAUUUAAGUCAGCCAUAUUUAGUGAAUGAUACGAAAUUUGAUUUGAGAAUUUACGUUCUCGUUACCAGUUUUUAUCCUUUAAAAAUAUAUAUUUAUAAUAACGGACUAGUGCGCUUUGCUUCAGUUAAGUAUUCAAAUUCGAAGAAGCAUUUAGGUGAAAAAUUUAUGCAUCUUACAAAUUAUAGUAUUAAUUGUAAAAAUUCUUCUUAUACCGUAAAUAACAACGUAGAAAUCUGCAAUGGCCAUAAAUGGACUUUAAAAUCCUUGUGGAAAUACUUACAACAAUACAAUAUCGACACUGACGAAGUAUGGUCUUGCAUCAAGGAUUUAGUCGUUAAAACUAUGAUAAGUUGUGAACAUCCUAUAAGUACUCUGGUAAGAUCAUACACGAAAAAUAGAUAUUCCUGUUAUGAACUCUUUGGAUUCGAUAUUUUAUUAGAUUCUAACUUAAAACCUUGGCUGUUGGAAGUAAAUAUAUCUCCGAGUCUUCAUUCUAAUUCCGAAUUAGAUAAAUUUAUUAAAUGUUCUUUAAUUAAAGAUGUUCUUAAUACCGUUGGCCUACACAUUCCAAGUCUAGAAAUUUCAGUAAAGCAACAACAAGAACUUUUGGCAAAAUGUAAUAUCACGAAUACUAAAUUCUGUUGCUUUGAUAAUGAUAUAUAUACCAGCAAUUUGAAACAAGAAGAAAAAGUAAAGCAAACUCGACACGAACUUGGUUAUUGGACACAGUCAACAAUUUUAAAUAGAUUAUCCGUUGAUGAUAUUAAAAUUUUAAUACAAAGUGAAGACGAAUUAUCACGUUGCGGUAAUUUUAUACGAAUAUUUCCUUCGAAAGGUUCGUCAAAAUAUUUAAAAUAUUUCGAAAAAUCUAAGUAUUAUAACUUGCUGUUAGAUGCCUGGGAAAAUAAAUAUUUUUAUAAUAGAAAGGAAGGAAUUAAAUUACUGCUAUCUUUAUGCAACGAUUUAAAUAAGAAAGAACUUUAAAUUAUUAAAUGAAAUGAAUUAUUUAAAAAUGAAUUAAAAUUAUUUAAUAAAAUGAAUUAUUUAAAAAUGAAUUAAAAUUAUUUAAUAAAAUGAAUUAUUUAACAUUUUGGAUUUCCUUAUAUUUUUACUGAAUUAUUGGCUCACCCUUCAAGGGAAAUAAAUAAGAACAAUGAACUUCAGUAACUCAAAAUAAACCGAAUAUAUUUCCUAUUAUAUUUAAUAUAGGUUUGCAUUUUAAUAGAAAAAUAUAGUGUUUUAAUUAAUUCGUUUGGUUAUUUAGUUUUCUAUUUUAAUAAUAAUAAUAAUAAUAAACUAUAUUAAGUAAUGGGGAAUAUGUUUGUGUUUAGUGAGCAAAAUUAUCAGAAAGUGAGAGCAAUUAUAUUUUUAUCCUUACAUAACCUAUGUAAGGUUUAUAUUAAAAAAAAAACUAGAUA